This is a messenger RNA of Medicago truncatula (barrel medic), 1110 nucleotides long. RefSeq names its product CRIB domain-containing protein RIC3. Lineage: Eukaryota; Viridiplantae; Streptophyta; Magnoliopsida; Fabales; Fabaceae. The record is from RefSeq and is a predicted model, not a curated record. The transcript is spliced from 5 exons. The coding region runs from base 307 to 951 and encodes 214 amino acids.
GAGAUUUUCCUGAAACUCUCCCUCUUUUUGGUUGGUUUGGUUAAGAUUCAAUUCUCUUUCCAAACCUUUCCAGCCAAGAACUGUCCUAUACUUUUCCUCCCAUGUUGUCAUCAACAUUCACAUUUUUUCUUUAUUCAUCAUUUUUGUUUGAUGCUUAAUUUAUGGUUUUCAGCUUUGGGAAUUAGGCCAACAAAUUAGUGCAUGGUUCAUUCCAACAUUUCUUUUUGGAGAAAAUUGUAGUUGAUUUCAUUGAAGAUUGAAAGUGUCAACACCUUAAAGUGGAAAGUUUAUACAUAGUAUUGCAAAAUGAAUCAAGGAGGUGGUACAUCUGUAAAGAUGUCCUCGACCGCGGUGAAAGGCCAAGUGAAAGGUCUCCUUAAAGGACUCAGAUACAUAUCUCAGAUGUUUGAUGAGGAUGAAGAACAGGAGAUAGAAAUUGGGUUCCCAACAGAUGUAAAGCAUUUGGCACAUAUUGGAUGUGAAGAUGAAAAGACAAAUAAACCUAGCUGGAUGACAGAGUUCAAAGAAACACAACAACCUUCAACAGGAGCAAAGACCUCUGAAGGUCAAGAUAACGGUAAUAAUAGUGACACCAAUAGAGUAAAAGGAGACACCAAUAGUGUAAAAGGAGAAGGGAAGAGAAACAGCAUUCGAAGAUCAAGGCCGCGUUCAUCAGAGAACCAAUCCUCAACGAACUCGUCUCCACCACGAGAGGAAGGAGCAUCCACAAAGACAACUCGACGACACCGACAAAGUCGUCAAUCCAAUGAAGAUGAAGAAAACAGCAAGCCCCCAACUACAAAACAAUCUCGCAGAAAGGCAAAAUCAUCGUCGGAGGAAAAGGAUAAGGAAACUUCUUCCACAAGAAAGACCUCUAGAACUCGAAAGUCGUCUAAGGCUGAUUCCUUAACUGAUAUCCCCUUCACAGAUCCAGGGCCUUCAGCCCAAUAGACACCUCUUAAGUGAUUAAUAGUGCUCUGGCAUAAAUAAUUUCAGUUUUAGAGAGAGAUUUCGAGAGCAGGAUAUAUUUUAUUCUUCUCUUGUUUAUAUUGUUAUGACAUUGUAUCAUCAUCAUCUUAUCUUACAUGGUGUUGUCACUUCAAUUUACAA